CUUGUGUUGAUCAUGUUGAUGGCUUGUGUUUCAAAAAAGGUUUUCAUUGUUUUAGAAAUUAUUUCUGAACAUACAAAGAGGGUUUUUAACUUUCCUGAAUGAGAUAGAAGCAGGAAGAAUCGGUCGUACUUGUUAAUCAAACCGUAUUCAGCUGAACAUCGUUCUUGUAAACAAGAUGGAGGACCCAAGGUUCACACGUGUUGCCCAAGAUCCUCGCUUCAAAGUGAGUAACCAUCUACUUAAUCUCCUUCAUUAACGUGCAGGUUUAUUCUUUAUGCAUGAAAUACGAAGAAAGUUUGUCUGAAAUCGAAGUGAAUACUGAAUGUCUUCCAGUUCAGUACUGUGUAUGUCAUGUUUCAUAGUUAACCUGAGUUAACUUUUCAUCUCCGAUGAUUUUUUGUUUUCUUUCGGGUUUGCUAAUGAAUGCUAAUGAAGUUGAAACAAGGAAAGAAUAAAAAUAACCAGAGAUGAAAAAUUUAGUACAACAUACAUAUUGGGUAAUAAUCAUUUUUUCUACGUGUUUGUUGAUACUUGACUGCUGGAAAUUUUGGUUUAAUCUUAAUGUUUCUUUAUUCAGAAAAUCUCUCGUAAAGAGAGGAAACUUAAGAUCGAUGGACGGUUUGAGAAAAUGUUUACAGAUAAAAGCUUCACAACAAAGUGUAAGUAAUAGAGAGGUCUUGUAUCUACAUGUUAAUAAAGCUUUUGACUGCAUGUGUGUCCUGUGGCAUCUUUAGAAGAAGAAAAAAUACAAAUUAUAAAGUGUAAAAUAUCAAUAUAUCGUAAUGUAAAUAUAUUUUUACCCACAGAUUUUGUUGACAAACGUGGCUCAAGAGUUGAGAAAACAUCAAAGGAAGAUCUCCACAGAUUUUAUGAAAUGUCAGAUGAAUCUGACAAAGGUAGGAUUUCCACUGUCAGUGAAAGUAUCAUCAACUUAAUAAUUAACCCGUAAACUUUUUAGUCUUGCCUUAAAAAUGAAGCUAUUUUGUUGUUUGCUUUCACAGAAGAUGAGGAUGAGGAAUUUCAACCAAAAGAAAAAGAAAGAAAGGAAUUAACAGAGAAAAAAGUGGCAAAGAGGUGCUUAAUGAAGACCAUCAUUUUUAAUUUACUAUACUUAAUAAAAGUGAUGUCUUGUUAAGCCUUAAGUUCUUUGCAAAUAUCUUUUUGUUAAUAGCUAAGUGGAAAGCUAAAUUAGUGGGUCCAUGAAGAAAAUUUUUGUGGUUCAAACAAUGACCAAAAUGACGAAAGCAUUUGUCAAAGAGUUAUUCACAUGUAUUAUGAAUUGUUAAUCAGUCAGGAAGCUAAUAUUGUUUAAUAUAAUUAUAACCAUUGUUUGUUUUUUCUAGCAAAUCUAAGAAAGAAAAGGCAGUUAAAAAAGAUGGCUGGAAAAUGAAAAAGAAACUACAAAUGCAGGAAAAUGAUGAUAACAAAGGGGUGGGUAAGAAAAGUUCCAAAAAUAUAAGAAGCAGGAAGGAAGAUGAAGAUGAGAAUGGCAGCAGUUCAGAGGAGGAUAUAGAUCUCAGCAGGGGAGAAGGAGAUGUUCAAUCGUCUUCUGAAGAAGAGGAUGAAGGGCAACUAAAGUUGAAAAUAAAAGAUGUGAGUUUAUAUUAUUACCUACUGUUGUAACAUUACUAUCAGGCGUGAAUCUAUACACGUUUUUCCCAUUUUAUGGAAAAUGGGCAGAUUUCUCAGAAUCAUUAUUUUAAUUUUUUUUUUCAAAUACAAGAAAAUUUCAAAUUCUCUGGUACUGAUACGCUCAGUCUAUGGUGAAUGUUCUACCAGAGUAACUCAAAGACCCUCUUCUGAGUAAAGCCAAGCCAAGAAAAGGUAUUCAAGGGAGUUAAAUCCGAAAACUUUCCCAAACCUCCCUUGGCACUUGUUAUUUCAGAAAACAAUCACUAUUUUUCCUAGAUCUGCCUAUGAUUAUUUAUGCUACCAUGACAAAUUCCCGCUAGUGGGUUGGUUUACCAGUUCCUUAAUCUUAUUGGAUGGAAAAUAUCAAGCCCACUUACCUGUAAAUGUUAUUAUUGUAUAAUUAAUAUUUAUUGAUAUAACAGGAUGAAAUUGAGCACCCAUGGGGUGAAAUGGAUGUUUCAACAAAAACAACAAAAGAUUCAACAAGACGUCUUGCGGUGUGCAACCUGGAUUGGGACAGAGUAACGGCAACAGACCUGUUUGGUAAGUUACAUACUCAGGUUUCUCUUCCUCUCUUUCUCCUCCUUGUUUUAGUGUUAUUUGAUGCAAAAUAUGUGUAGUAGGGACUCUUAGACUGGACUACAGGUACAAGUUAUUUUAAUGCCUGUAUUGAACAAAUAACUUAUUUCAUUGCUGCUGUUUUAAUUAAUCUGGUCUUUUGAUUAUUUCUUAGUGUUGUUUAAUUCCUUCAAGCCUAGGGAUGGUGUCAUAAAAUCAGUCAAGGUAACUUAAAUAUUUUGUCAACUUCUCCCCACUACUUCUGUAGGAAAUGAAUAGGGGCAGCAAAUGAGAAUUCAAAUUUUGAUCUUAGGGUUUAAAGGGUUAAACUCUACUCUUUGUUCCAGAUAAGAGGGAGUCUUUCUUCAGGCCUGCAGUUUACGCAUGCAAUUUCUUGUGCAAUAAUAUUUUUCUGGUGCUCAAAGUCAUCAAAUUAUUGCAGUGUAAACUAGUAGGGAUUUUUUGUGCAGUUGGUCAGUGUGAACAUAGUGAACGAAAGACACUUUAUUUUAAUAGGGCACAUAUUACAGUCAGGCUGUAGUCGCCCUUAUGGUCCUAUGAAACUCAAAUACAAUGAUAAUUACAAAAAUACCAAAAUAUUAAAAUCCUUAAAUGGUAAAUACUUAAGUACUAAAAGUUAAUGAUUAAAAUAUCAAGUUAUUUUAAAAACUGAAAAAAGUUAUGUCAAUUGUAAAGCUCUCAAGUGUGAAUUUACAGUAAGUUAUUUUACAGUUAUGCUACUGCCUCGAUAGUUUGUCUGUAACAAUAAUAUUUACUAGAGUAUUUCUUUCCACUGCAGAUUUAUCCUUCUGAUUAUGGCUUGGAACAAAUGCAAAAAGAGGAGUGCCUUGGACCUGUUGAACUAAAAGAUGAUGAAGGUGGAAGUGAAAACUUGAAUGAAAAUGGAAAUACAGAGGUAAGAUGUAAAAAUUCUUGGUCUUACUUAGCAUAAUGAACAGAGUCAAACUAAUAAUAAUUUAAGAGAGGGAAUCCAGUUCAAUAGUUAUUAUGACAUGCAACCAAUCUCUUUCUUAAUCCCUCAGGGCUCAGGGUUUUCCAUGGAGAAACUUCGCCAAUACCAGUUAAACAGACUUAAGUAUUACUAUGCAGUGAUGGAUUGUGAUUCACCAGGUAUGGCUUAAUAGGGGUAGGAAAGGUAUACAUAUGAAAGACACUCACCUUCCUCUGUGAGACAGUGUAACCCUUCAGCAAACACCAGAGACCAGGCUGUUACCUGUUGUAGUUGGGGCAGGGCUUGUUUGCUUAGCCACCAACAUCCUUGCACUUAGGCAGGGACCUUUUACUUCCUGAACUCUUUGUUUGCAAACCCAAGCCUUGAGAUAGAGGACACAAAUCUGUUCCCUUCAGUUGAUGAACAAAUAGCCCACUACAUAACAUGUGUUUAACUUACAUCUGACUUUACAAACCCUUAUGUAAAUGUAAACUCUUACACAUGCACUGAACACAUAUUUUUCAUUACUAGAUUGUAUUUCACUAUUACAUUGUCAAAGCUGUCAGUAACAAAAGCUCGUUACAAAAUUAGCGUAUUAUAAUUCAACUAUAUAGCUUGAGAUAAUUAUUUUCCAUGCAUAGCAUUGUUGCAUAUUGGACAAAUUUUGAGUAACCUCUUUUCCUUUCUUAUGUAAGGGACUGCUGAAGUUCUGUAUGACGAAUGUGAUGGAACAGAGUUUGAACUGAGUGGUAAUAUACUUGACCUUAGGUAUAUCCCAGAUGACAUGGAGUUUGACCAUGAACCACACUCAGUUGCCACAGGGAUACCAGCCUUGGGGAUGUAUAGUGCCCCAGAGUAA
This is a messenger RNA of Porites evermanni, 4001 nucleotides long. The record is from the annotation of a GenBank genome assembly. NCBI's taxonomy places the organism in Eukaryota, Metazoa, Cnidaria, Anthozoa, Scleractinia, Poritidae.